AUGUCUCUUUCAGCACCCAGCACGGACGCCCAAGUCCUCAUCGAUCUAGAAGCCAGCCCGGAGCAAACCUUCCGCACUUUCACCGCCGAUACAGCUUGGACACUUGGAAACGCCAUCCGCACCCGCAUUCUAUCCCUCCCCGACGGACAACGCAAGCCCGCCUUGAUCUCCAUCGCCUUGGCCACUGCCCCAAGCGCCGGUGGCUCCCUGCACACACUCUUCCAGUCCGUCACAGAAAGCGGAACCAUCCUCGAUAAUGAGAACUGGGUGCGGCGGAAGCGGAACACCGUCCUACGGUGGGGCGUGUCCAGCUGGACGAUGCGGCAAAAGGUUGCCUCGGGACUUGGAUUUGCUACGAGCGCCGAAGCGAUUGAGGGUUCAUUUGUGAAGAAGUUUGCUCUUGCGAGUGGCAAUGGCGGAGCUGUUGCAGAUGACUACGCUAUCCAUGGUGGUGGAUAUCCUAUCCGUGUGCGUGGGGUUGAUGCCAUUGUGGCCGUUGUGGUUGUUAGUGGAUUGAAGCAGGAGGAUGAUCACCAGGUUGUGGUGGAGACGAUUAACGAGCUUGUUGCGCGGGGAAAUUAG
Messenger RNA from Penicillium verhagenii, 582 nucleotides. RefSeq names its product DUF967 domain protein. The record is from RefSeq and is a predicted model, not a curated record. Bases 1 to 582 code for a protein of 193 amino acids. The transcript has 2 exons. Gene Ontology annotation, cellular component: TRC complex. NCBI's taxonomy places the organism in Eukaryota, Fungi, Ascomycota, Eurotiomycetes, Eurotiales, Aspergillaceae. Gene Ontology annotation, biological process: post-translational protein targeting to endoplasmic reticulum membrane.